Messenger RNA from Salvia hispanica, 731 nucleotides. RefSeq names its product lachrymatory-factor synthase-like. Lineage: Eukaryota; Viridiplantae; Streptophyta; Magnoliopsida; Lamiales; Lamiaceae. The record is from RefSeq and is a predicted model, not a curated record.
AAAAAAACAUUUAUCAUAAUUUUCCUUCAUAUUUUAUAGUUAAUAGCAUUUACAAAAGAUUAAAGUCCCAGCCUACUAUAAAUAUAUAUACAACGAUUCCUUGUCAUCUCCACAAUCCCAACUCAAAAUGGAGCAAAAAUGGGAGGCAAAAGUUUGCACUAGUCUCGAAAAGGCGGAGCCCGACCAAAUCUGGCCCUUUUUCCAAGACUUUUUCGGGCUCCACAAAUGGUUUUCGGGGCUCCCAAAUUGUCACGGGAUCCAUGGAACCAAUGGGGAGCCGGGGUGCAUUCGCUACUGCUCGGGCUUCGGGCUCAGGCAGGAAGCGGAUGAGAUAAAAUGGUCCAAGGAAAGGUUGGUGGCAAUAGAUGAAGCCCAAAAAACAUUUACUUAUGAGAUGGUGGAUUCUAACAUCGGGUUCAAGUCCUAUGUUUCGACCAUUAAGGUUGUUGCCGGUGGAGGCGGCGGCGGCAUGGUGGAGUGGUGGAUCAGCCUUGAGCCGGUGGAGGGUGCAAAGUUGGAGGAUUUGGUGGCCAAGUAUCAAGUGGCUUUGCAGCUUAUAGUGAAGAAAAUGGAGGAGGAUGCUGUUUCUGGAUCUUCAUGAAUUUAAUUAUAUUAAAUCACAAUUUGUGUGAUUGUGUACGUCUUUUUAUUUGACUUCUUGUUGUUGUUGUUUAUUUGAUCUCAAAUGUUGUCUCUUUUAUGAAUGAAGGUUUAUUUUGGUUGUGGUUUAA